AUGGCCAGCAACGGCCCAUCAGAGGCUCGGGCUGCAGGGGCCGUCAAAGCAUUGACUGGCUUCAUCAAUACCAAGGAUUUGCUUCAUCUGGCCCAUCGUUUCUCAGCGACAUACAGUGACCUCGCUAGGACGUCAACGGAGCAUUUCUUGGUCACGCCUGUAACGGCAUUGCCAACCGGGAAAGAAAAGGGCAAGUUCCUCAGCAUCGAUGUUGGUGGAACGAAUCUUAGAGUCGGCUUUAUCGAGCUGGUUGGGGAGCGCCCCGAGCGGAGAAGAGAGGAGCCUGAAAGAAGCAGUACGGUGGGAGAUGAUGUGUUUCAAUCGACGAGGCGAAGUCAUGAUAGAAAUUGGCCUAUUGGAGAUCACCUGAAGAUGGAUCAAGCAGAGGAUCUUUUUCGAUGGAUUGGCGAUUGUAUUGCCCAAGUCAUAAGAGAAGCCCUCGACGAAGAAACAGCCACACCAGGUGCAGUGUCUACUCUGGGUCACGAGCUUCAGCUUGGAAUAACAUUCAGCUUUCCGAUGGCACAAACUCGACUUUCAGAAGCCACCUUACUGCCAAUGGGGAAAGGUUUUGCUAUCACUUCAAACCUGAAUCUAGGAAAGAUGCUGCUUGAUGGGUAUACGCGACAUUGUGCUUCAUCAACCACAAGCAACGGGUCCUCUGCGAUUCAUGCGCCUUUGCCCCGGAUACGAGUGGCUGCCAUCACCAACGACACUGUGGCUACCUUUGCUUCGAUGGCAUAUGCAGUGAAGGCUACGCCAAAUAGCAGAGUCGCUAUGGGUCUCAUCGUUGGCACAGGUACCAAUGCAACAGUCCCGAUGAAGCUCAGUAAUCUCCAUCCUGCAAAGAGGAAAGACUUGUCAAACCCAGACGCUGUUGAGACUGUCGUCAUCAACACUGAAUGGACAAUACGAGGCACCGAUAAACCGUUGAACGAUCUGAAUAUCAAGACCAAAUGGGACGCGAUACUCGACGCGAACAGUGAUGCACCUGGGUUCCAGCCUUUUGAAUACAUGACAUCAGGGCGGUACCUGGGAGAGAUUGUACGACUUGUGCUGCUCGAUGUGAUUGAUCUCGAGGAAGGCGAGCAGAUCCCACCAUCGCUGCGACAGAAGAAUGCCCUCCCAACUAGAUUCUUGUCAGAAGUGGUGGCACGGAAGGGCGGACGCUUCGUACAGGCAGAACUCGAAGAGCGGUAUCAAGCAACAACCCCAGCAGAUGACCCGUUCUUCUGGACCGUCGAACGAGUGGAACUGAUACGUGAUAUCGCCGAAGCCGUGCAACAACGAUCUUCAGCACUCAUCGCAGCCGCAUGUGUCGGUUUACUUCAUUGCGUCGGCGACAUUGACAUUCAGGAUCCCGCGACAUGGGAGCCACGCAGCAAUGGCAAACAUACUAAUGAGAAGCAAGAGACGGAAGAGCUGGUGAUUGCAUACGCCGGCGGAACCAUCUCGCAGUAUCCAAAAUGGCUAAUGACAUGCCAGCAGUGGAUAGACACCCUGGUCGAAGCUGCAUCACCAGCAAACGCCUCCAAACGGGCAACUCUCAAGGAAGCUCGCGACGGAGGUAUUAUUGGCGCAGGUGUACUAGCAGGCAUGACGGACGAAAUAGCAUAG
Messenger RNA from Plenodomus lingam JN3, 1617 nucleotides. RefSeq lists its product as uncharacterized. Lineage: Eukaryota; Fungi; Ascomycota; Dothideomycetes; Pleosporales; Leptosphaeriaceae. Gene Ontology annotation, biological process: glucose metabolic process; intracellular glucose homeostasis; glucose 6-phosphate metabolic process. Gene Ontology annotation, molecular function: fructokinase activity; mannokinase activity; glucokinase activity. The record is from RefSeq and is a predicted model, not a curated record. Gene Ontology annotation, cellular component: mitochondrion; cytosol.